Molecule: messenger RNA, 5350 nt
Organism: Gigantopelta aegis
Lineage: Eukaryota; Metazoa; Mollusca; Gastropoda; Neomphalida; Peltospiridae
Product: cyclin-dependent kinase 6-like
Exons: 7
Coding region: 174-1217 (347 amino acids)
Biological process (GO): signal transduction; regulation of gene expression; G1/S transition of mitotic cell cycle
Cellular component (GO): cytoplasm; cyclin-dependent protein kinase holoenzyme complex; nucleus
Molecular function (GO): cyclin binding; ATP binding; cyclin-dependent protein serine/threonine kinase activity
Source: RefSeq, a predicted model, not a curated record
CAUUGCCCAUACUGCAUGUUAUGUGUAAAGGGACUUUCUUUGUACGUUUCAUUUAGGUCAGUUUGAUGUCAACUGGUCAAUUGCCAUUGCCAGUUUGUUCAACAGUAGUUAUUGCAGUGUAGAAGUAGUGUAUUGGUUGACACAGAAAUGGCUUCACUUCUAAGCCCAAAGCUAUGAAAACAACUGCCACCUCAAACUACAAUGGCAGCCCCAAUGAAUCUUCGAGCUGUUGCCGUGACAACUACGAGAAGAACUAUGAAGAGGUAGCGGUGAUUGGAAAUGGUGCAUAUGGCACCGUGUACAAGGCAAAAGAUCUGAAAAACAAUGGCAACUUCGUGGCGAUGAAGUCGAUUCGGAUCUCCAACACGGAGGAGGGGAUGCCGAUGAGUGCAGUUCGGGAAAUUGCCUUGCUAAAACAUUUGGAGAAGUCCGAACAUCCGAAUAUAGUCAGGUUGCUGGAUGUGCGUCAUUCUCAACUGACAGACACCGAGAUUCGCCUCAAGCUUGUCUUCGAGUACAUUGACCAGGAUCUGUCUACGUACCUAGAGAGGUGCCCGUCGCCUGGACUCGGUCCAUACAAAAUAGCGGACUUGAUGCAUCAGUUAGUGGAGGGGGUUGACUUCUUGCACAUCAAUCGGAUCGUCCACCGUGACCUGAAGCCGCAGAAUAUUCUCAUCACCAGUGAGGGUCAGCUCAAACUGGCCGACUUCGGACUGGCGCGUACCUACAGCUUCCAGAUGGCUCUGACCUCUGUGGUUGUUACAUUGUGGUACCGAGCUCCAGAAGUUCUACUUCAAGGCCAGUACGCGACCCCUGUUGACCUUUGGAGCUGUGGUUGCAUAUUUGCUGAACUUUUCAACCGGCGUCCACUUUUCUGUGGCCAGUCUGACAUAGAUCAACUCAUUAAAAUAUUCGAAGCCAUUGGACUACCUCCACAGUCUGAUUGGCCGGAUGUCUCGUUACCAUGGACAUCAUUUAAGAAAGUGCCACCGAAACCUUUGGAGAAAUACGUUCCUGAAAUAGAUCACAAAGCUAAAGAUCUAUUGGAGCGACUUCUAACUUUCAACCAUCAUCGUCGAAUCACUGCCAGUGAAGUGCUAAAUCAUGCCUAUUUUAAAGAGGAUUUGGACAGUAUUCGAACCUCCAGUUCCCUCUCGACGUCGGAGAGUGAUUCUUUCGAUACGGGGAGCCGGUCUGACACACCCGUCAGCAAGUAAAAAUUAUGGCCUCCAUUUCUUUUUUUCACAGUCUUUGGAUGAACGGGGACGUGACACAAGUAGACGUAAAUGGUUUCUCUGUGUUUCAGUUCAGAGAGUGAUUUCUUCGAUACGGGAAGCUGAUCUGACACACGACCGUCGGCAAGUAAAAACGAUGGCCUCCAUUCCUUUUUAACAGUUUUUGAAUGAACGGGGGCAGAAAACAAGCAGAAGUCAAUGUUUUCUCGGUGUUUCAGUUCAGAAUUUCAGUUCUCAAAGUUGAUGUUAGCAUUCAGUGUUCAUAACAAUUUAUUUUUGUGCUGUCAUAUUUCUACUAGUAUUAAUUAGUUCCUUUACACAGCUUUCAGGGGUCUAGCUUGGGAUUUCCAGGUGGUACGCAGACUUUUUCGACGAUAGAAUAAAACGCUAUUGGCAUAGAGCAUACACGCAUUUACAUCAUAUAUUUUAAUAAAAAAUCAAAAAUGUGUAAUCUCAAGUGGUAUGUAGCUGCGUACCUGUGUAUAUAGAAGAUAGGCCCCUGGCUUGUGUAUAAAAGUGCUGUGAGAAAAUGUAUGUAGCUGCGUACCUGCGUAUAUAGAAGCUAGGCCCCUGGCUUUUGUAUAAAAGUGCUGUGAGAAAAUGUAUGUAGCUGUGUACCUGCGUAUAUAGAAGCUAGGCCCCUGGCUUUUGUAUAAAAGUGCUGUGAGAAAAUGUAUGUAGCUGCGUACCUGCGUAUAUAGAAGCUAGGCCCCUGGCUUUUGUAUAAAAGUGCUGUGAGAAAAUGUAUGUAGCUGCGUACCUGUGUAUAUAGAAGCUAGGCCCCUGGCUUUUGUAUAAAAGUGCUGUGAGAAAAUGUAUUUUAUCCGAAGCAAACUCCAUUUAAAAGAUUAUAUAUUCUCAAAUGCUGUUUGCUUCCAUGUUUUAAAAAAUGGAUAUUCAGAUACAUUUUCUGUACAGUUACUUUAUCGCUGUUAGGGAUGCAGAAACUGCCUUCUGAAAAUUGCGAGAACGAUAAUUACGUUCGCACAUCUCUCACGUACGUCUUAUUUUGCAUAACCCAUUUUUCGUUUGUGUAUUAAAUUUAGUAUGUCAUUUACAUGGUUAUGACAGGUUAUGUAAAAAUAAAAUAAAUGACUAUUAUUAUCCACAUAGUUCAAGAUAUUCAGGGAAAUAUAAUCAGUAUGACAUAAUGAUUUCACAUACACCAUGAAUGACGUAAUUUUGUGAAGCGAAGUCAUAACUUCAUGUAGCUUCCUCAGUGUAAAUGCUUAUAAAAAAAAUGAUGUCAUUUCGGAAAAUGUUGUUGUUUUGUCGUCUCUUUUAGUUACAUUUCAAACGUUUUAACAUGGUCCUUAGCGUGUUAUUCAUAAAAAUUAUAUUUUGAAUAAUGUGGAUAAUAAAGAAAUUAUUACACAUGCGUGUGAAUCGUACUGAUUUUACGAAACUUGUGUCAGGAUUCAUGUAUUACCGUUGCUCUCGCUUGCGUAAUAAAACAAUCCUGACACUCGUUUCGUAAAAUCAGUACGACACGCAAGCUCGUAUAAUAAUCUCUAUUUAUGAUUUAUGUCAAAUUUCAAUACUUAGAGGUCGGAGUUCAUUACACAGUUUUUAAAUAGACGUGCUGCGCAAAAAAAGUAUUUUAUCCAAAGCAGACUUCUUUUAAAGAUUGUAGUGAUAGAAGGUUUUGAUCAAACCUCAGAUGUGACAGAAGUUUAGAUUUACAGAUUUUGUAUUUUAAGCAAAAUAAAUUUAUGACAUUCCUGUGAAAUAAAUUUUCUUUGACUAUUUCAACCAUGAUUCUUAAAGAGUAGCAUUUAAGUUACAUCAAUAUGAUAUCAUCAUGUUUAUAAAUGGUAGAUGAAUUCUCCUAAUGUGCACUUGCAGUAGACUUAAAGAGAAGCAUUUAAGUUGCAUCAAUCUGAUAUCAUCAUGUUUAUGAAUGACAGAUGAACCCUCCGAAUUUGCAAAUGCAGUAGACUUGAAAUAACCAUGCACUGUAGACUAGAACAAAACGAAAACCUUUGUAUUAUGAGAAUUCAUAUUUUAUCUCAUACAUGUGUAUGUUUUUGAUAAGCGUGCUACAUAAAAUACCAGAUUUUUAAACUGUUUGUAUAUAAUUGUAUUGUAAUCUCUGCACUGCCUUCUUGGGCCAGAGUUGUCCCAUUUUCCCCGUGAUUUUCGAAAAGAAAUUAUGAUGGGGAAAAUGAACACAAAAGCUUUUGUAUGUUAUUUUUAAAGCAAUUGUUUGUAAAUAUUAUUAGUGCCUGAAGUCAAGUUUUGUUUUAAGAAAUUGUGUGGCCUUGAAAAAUAUUGAUAGGCCUGCCUUGAGAAUAUUGAUAGGCCUGCCUUUGCAAAAUAUUGAUAGGCCUACCUUGACAAAAUAUUGAUAGGACUUGAGAAAUAUUGAUACUUGUAGUUACAGGCAGCAAUAGAUGAAUUGUUAUAAAACAAACGUGUAAUCUAGGAGAAGAACGGCUUGGUUAUAAAUAUUUUUAAAAUGUUUUGAUGAAUUUUUAACAUUUGUCAUAUUUUAUUUUUGCUACACUUGAAAUUAAAGAUACUGCACUUUUUAAAAUCAUGUUUGAUUUGUGGCCAGUAUACAUAGAUUUGUGAAUGUUCUAUUUUUAAAAUAAAUUGUUGUCUGUUUUGUUAAACACAGCAUUCCAUUUAUUUGGUCACAAUGUUUUGUAAAGUAAAAAAUUGCAGAAUAAGUCAAAUCUAUGCCACCGAUUACUUGCAGCUCUAAAGAAAGGUUAGCUUCUCUCAUACUCUAGAUUAUGUCAUAAUAACUAUUGUUAGAUUGUCCGGGUCUCAAAAUACAGGGAUGUGAGAGCUAUGCGGAAAUGUGCUUUUCCAUUUCAUCUAAAAAAACAAACAAACAUGAUGUUCAAUACUGUUCACCACACACGGUUCAUUUGCAUGUUUUCACGGUUUAAAGUUUAUGAUGUGUGCCUUAUAUUAUAAGUUAUAACCAGUUUAGAUUUGUUAGCACUGAAUGCAAUUUUUGGCAGUUCCAGGGGUUGCAAAUAACACUUUUCCUUCAGGGGCCCUUGAGCGGCCCCUGGACCCCGCCCACAGUAAUCUUUUUUGUUCCAGUCCCUCCACAUCCCUGAAAAUAGGAAGUAAAAUAUAGCCUCCUGUUUUUUGGGGUUUUUUUAAAACCUGCAAGCCAAAUAAUAUAGCCUGCUAAGAGAAAAAUAUGGCCUGCAGGAAAUAGAGGCAGCACUGGGUGAGGGGAGGGUUAGGGUUUUAGACAGGGUAAAACAGGUAUGGAGCCAUACCCAAAAAUAUUUGCAGAUAUGUUUUUUUUAAGUUAACCUUUUGACAAAAUUAAUUACUCUUGUCAGUAAAGUAUGAUUUUCUUAACCCUAACCCUAAACGUAACCCAUUUUCUUUCUGGGGAAUCUCUCCUCCCCCCCCCCCCCCCCCCCCAUACCAGCUAUUGACUAUAACAGAUUUUGUGUCUUGAAAAAUUACUUGAACAUUUGGUGGGUUUUUUUUUUUUUAGCAGAUGGAUUUUUAUUUCACCAGCAACGGUAGUUUAAAAAAAAAAUAGACUGCUUUUUACAGCCUGCUAUUUUGAGCCAUUGACACAUAAUAGCUGUAGUUAAAAAUAUGCUGGGGUGUGGUUAAUUAUUUCCUUAUCAAUCUUUUUUAAUAUUUAGAAAAAAGAUGGAAGAAAAGGGAAAUAAUUAUGGCUGUGAAAAGGAAGAAAUGGAAAUUGGUUGAUUUGGUAUUAAUUGUUUAAGACUCCAGCAAAUAAUUAUGGGCCAAAUUUUUGAAGCCUGUUUUUUCUUAAACGCGGGUGUUUAAGCAUUGUAAAUGUAUGUAGUUACACGCGUAUGAGACAUAAACAGACUGUAUAUUCGGUCGUAAAUUUUUAUGAUUGUCCAACAUCUUACAAUAUAUCUAAUGUAAAACAUUUACUCGUAGAAGUAUAUACUUUUGAUACUGAGAUUUUGGGAUGACUUAAACCAGUUUAGAAUUAUUUACUAGAAAGAACACACUGCCAUUUUUUAACAUCGAAUGUAUAGACCCAAGCUCUUCAAAAUACAUCAUUGCAGUUGAUCCGCUUUGUGGUAAAAAAAAAAAUCAUUUAUGUACAUGUUCGCUAGUUUACAAUUUCAUCAUUCAUCAAAACCAGUGGAGCAUGA